Messenger RNA from Rotaria sp. Silwood2, 810 nucleotides. The record is from the annotation of a GenBank genome assembly. NCBI's taxonomy places the organism in Eukaryota, Metazoa, Rotifera, Eurotatoria, Philodinida, Philodinidae.
AUGUGUGAACAAUCGCUUAUAGAGUAUUGUACGAAUCGAAAACAACAAUAUUCAUCAAGUACAAAAAUGCCAUAUCUAUCACCUAUCAAUCUACUUUCAAUUACAUUAUGGUAUUUAAAACACUACCAUUCCGAGCGUUAUAUAGCAACAGAAUUUGAUUUCACUCAAUCAACAGUUAGCUAUUUUCUAUCUGCGGUGAUAGAUAUCCUAUACUCCUGUGUAUAUCCAAAACUGAUUGUAUUACCUGAUGAUAUGGAUGAUGAAGAUGCUGUGCAUGGAUCCGAACAACAUCACAAGCUAAUAGUCGAUUCGACUUUUAUUCCAAUUUAUCAACCAGAAGAUUCUGAAGAGCGUAAAGCUUAUUAUCAUGCAAAAAGUCCGACUAAUUAUGCAUUUAAAUUACAAAUAGCUUGUGACUUUCAUCAUCGCAUAGUACAUGUCUCAGAAUGUUAUAGGGGCAGUGUACAUGAUAUUACUAUUUUAAGAGAAUCAGGCCUAUUAGAUUGUACACAAGAAAAUGUACAAAUUAUUGCUGACAAAGGUUACAUUGGUGAACAAUAUGUAAUCACUCCAAGGAAAAAACCUCGUGGCCAUGAAUUAACAACCGAAGAUAAAGAUUUCAAUCGAAUUAUUUUUGGCGAAAGAGCAGCCAUUGAAAAUAUUAAUCAACGUGUUAAACAAUAUGCUAUUUUAGGACAUGUUUAUAGAGGAUCUUAUGAUGAUCUACGUAAGAUUACUAAAAUUGCACAUGUUGUCUGUGCUUUAUGUAAUCUCAACUUAGACAAACAUCCUAUUCGUAGUUAUAGAUGA